GGAGCGAUUUCUCUCACAAGAGUCCACAGCCCUCCUCGGAUGUGUAGACCUAAGUCUAUUCCGUUCAAAACAUUUUUUAUAUACAUUUCAUUUGGAAGACCCCCAUUUCCCCCAAAAAUAAAACGCAACAUGGAAUCGAAGAUGGAGUAACUUAAGACCCUAUUUACCUCUGUUUAAUGGACUGGAUGAUUUCCAAGUCAAACUGUGAUUCCCACAGCUUUGCAGGGGAGCAUGACGGUCAUGAAUCUGCGCUCAGCGUAUUCUCCAUGGCACUCAGGGGCUGCUGUACAGUAGCUGUAUCCAGUGGGGAGGGCGGCGUAUCCAAGGGUGAAUAUGAAGUUUGCCGAACCCUUGGAAAGCCAGAGGCUGUCUUUUCUUCUGGAAAAGGCCGCCUCUAGGGAAUCCCUGAUGUGGAAGGCGUACGUGGCCAAAAAGAGAUCUCCCGGCAGUCAGGAAACAGACAUCUCCCCUGCCCAGCGUGAUGAGGCAGUGUACUGGCUCAUUAACCUCCAAAAUGACACCAAGCUCUAUCCAGAGACCCUCUCCCUAGCCAUCAGUAUUUUGGACAGGUUUUUAGGCACUAUAAAGGCCCGUCCAAAGUACCUCCGUUGCAUCGCCAUUGCCUGUUACUUCCUGGCUGCCAAAACCAGCGAGGAGGACGAGCGUGUGCCGUUGUUGCGUGACUUGGCCAGCAGCAGCAGCUGUGGCUGCUCUCCAUCAGAGAUACUGAGAAUGGAGAGGAUCAUUCUGGAUAAACUCAACUGGGACCUGCACGCUGCAACACCGCUGGAAUUUCUACACAUUUUCAAUGCCAUGGUGCUGUCCUGCAAGCCCCGGUUCGUGGUGGGUCUGGUGGGGUGUAACCCGUCGCAGCACCUGUCAGUGUUGACCCAGCAGCUGCACUACUGCCUGGCCAACAGCACCCUGCUACAGCCCCUCUCCCGGGGAUCCAUGCUGGCACUGGCCCUCAUCACCCUGGAGCUGGAGAAUAUCUGCCCUGACUGGCUGGCUCUCACCAUCCUCCUGCUCAGGAAAGCACAGAUCGACAGUUCUCAGCUGAUCCGCUGUCGAGAGCUGGUGUCACGUCACCUGUCCACACAGGAAGCUUCCCUGCCUCCCAACACUGUGUACAUCUACCAGCCCCUGGAUCCGGACCCGGACCCCUGCAACCGGAGAAGAGAGUUCAACACCAGGCUCCCCUCCCCAUCCACGGCCCCCAGGGACAGGAGCCUCUCCUGGGUCUCCUCUACCGCUACCAGCCUGCUCCGGGUCCACGGGCCACCCAAGCCAAGCCACCACUCCCACCAAGUCCACCUGCGCUGCAAGCACUCAGCCAAGCGCAAGGUGGAGGAGAUGGAGGUCGACGAAUUCUACGAGGGGAUCAAACGCCUCUACAACGAAGAGAGCGGGGGCGCUCCAGAAAGGACGGCGGUAACGGGGGAGGGGCCUCUAGGGGAGAGUAGUGUCCAGUUGGUCACCUCCCCCUGCCCCCCUCUCCAACCCGUCAGUGUCACAUAGAGAAGAGAAAGAAACCAAGGCCUUCUCUUUUAUCUGAGGUGGAAGGAAAAUAAGUCUCAGUAUUAAAUCCGUCAUGGCAAUAAUCCACCAUCCCCAGGUCUCGAUUGAGCCCACAAAAAAAGAUGCUGCUAUUUCAUAACUAUUUGUUGAGCACAAAUAUAAAAAGGAUAAAAAAAAAAGAUAUGAUAUAAAUAAAAAAAUAAAAAUCUUGUCCUUAAAAAGGUCAAAUGACUUCUUCUCCCAGUGAGUCUUUCUGUGAUGAUAUUUCUCUAAUGUAAGGUCGUGUGUCAUCUUAUUUCUGUUGUUGACCCUAACUAAUCUUUCCGUUUCAAUCAGUAUAUUCAUUUUCUUUAUCUUUUUUCCUAAACAAAUCAUUAUCAGCAUGUUGUCUUUAACCCAUAACAAAACAUGUCACUUUAGAGUUUGAUUGACUGUAAAGUGUGUGUAUAACUAUGUUAACCUGAAGUACUGAAUGUUUUUUUUUUUUUUUUUAAGAUUUUAUUUAGUUAAUAAUCUAAAUAUCCCCUCCACAACCUUCCUGUCUUUGUCCAAUCACAGUGUGGUGUAGUAGUUUAACCAAAGACUGGACAUUACAAGCAUUAGUGAAUCAGUUUACUCAAUGAAGCAAUAUGUUUUUAAGAUAAACAGCUUUGUUAAAAGGGGUUGAGUCCCAAAUAUCACCCUAUUCCCUACAUAGUGCACUACUUUUGACCAGAGCCCUAUGGGGAAUAGGGUGACAUUUCGGAUGCCUGAUGCAACCAAGAAGAGGGGAUGAAGAUGUAGCUACCAUAAUACACCUUAUCUUUUGCUGUUCAGAAACGACAUGCUGUUUUUUUUUGUUUUUUUGCCAAAAGGCUCUCUUGCUCUGGGGUGCUGGUAACUGCCUAUGUACUGCUGACAACUUGUGGCACCAAUAAAAAAUAAAUAUAAAUAAAAAGUGAAA
Molecule: messenger RNA, 2461 nt
Organism: Coregonus clupeaformis (lake whitefish)
Lineage: Eukaryota; Metazoa; Chordata; Actinopteri; Salmoniformes; Salmonidae
Product: cyclin-I
Exons: 9
Coding region: 334-1518 (394 amino acids)
Biological process (GO): regulation of cyclin-dependent protein serine/threonine kinase activity; mitotic cell cycle phase transition
Cellular component (GO): cyclin-dependent protein kinase holoenzyme complex; nucleus; cytoplasm
Molecular function (GO): cyclin-dependent protein serine/threonine kinase regulator activity
Source: RefSeq, a predicted model, not a curated record